ACAAGAUGUCGUCUAGUCGAGUAGUUACGCACAUUUUCCCAAUUUGUUUUUAAUUUAAUUUCACAUUUAUUGUUAUUUAUUUGCAACGAAAAGUGCUGAAAAACUUAGAUAUUAAACAGGACGAGUGAUUUGUGAUAAACGAAAACAUGUGCGAAUCUAAUUGAACUUUUUAUUAACGUUGAAAAUUAGUUGAAAAGUUACAAAGGCAACUGGGCGCAGCCCCAAUGCCAAAAGUGGGAAAAAUCGAAGUCCACAACACUUGCUAAUAAGGGCGUGUAAAAUUGCAUUGCAGUAAUUUCGUUCUAUAAAAUUAGUAUAUUAAGUAGUAAAUAAUGUUGGAAUGUGUGAAGUUUAUACAAAAUGUGAAUAUAUAAUAAGAAGUGUAUUUAUUUUACGGUGAUGGGAUGUGAUAUUUCUUAUCUAUGUGCAUGUUUUCCUUUUUGUAAAAUCAAUUGCGACUGAUUAAUGCGGUAGUUUUAAGAAAACGAAAAUAAGGCAAAUACAAGAUGGAAAUGGUUAUCGAAGAGACUGAUAACAACUUCGGAUUUCCCGAAGCGGGAACUUGGAACAAUACCAGCCACAUACCGCUGGAAAACAUGAAAAUCGAUGCUCCGAUGAUAUGGCUACUCUGCUCUCUACUGACGUCAAUAACAUGGGUUACCUAUAUAACAUUUUACAAUUCUCGCCUAGUUGGAGUUUUCAUAACAAAAAUUGUUAAUCGAUGGUUCAUAAAAGGCGCAUACUUCAAAAUUGGUUCAGUAGCAUUGAAUCCAUUGGCUGGAAAAAUCAUGUUCCGUGAUUUCGUGUAUAUAACCUUCGACUAUUCAGUGCGCGUUCAAGAUGGUUAUUUUAUAUUUCGUUGGUGGCGAUCUUAUGUUCCCAAAGAUGUUUCCGAAGAUCUUUCACAUUCGGAUACACGUCUCUCUGUGCAAUUAAAUGGUUUUGAGCUUCACAUUUACAACCGCUCCGACCUUUAUGAUCAGCUGGAGAAAACGUUUGGACUCAAGCCGUCGCUCCUAAUACCCACUGAUAAUUUAUCAGCUGAAGAGCGUUCAAAACUUAAAGAGCACACCAUGAACAUGGAAAAUGCGCGCCAAAGUAAGCGCGAGAGUGUUAAAAAUUCAGAAGCCAUGAAAGCCACUACUUGGCGAGAUUUGAUACCGGUCAUAAAGAUGGAUAUUUGCUCAGGCCGGUUUGUGUUCGGCAAUCGCUUGACACCAACAACUCUGUCAAUUUCGGUGGAGGAGGCGCACUGUACGUACAGUACCAAACCCGCAGUGUGUCGGCUGGAUCAUUUCAUGCAUUUCGUGAAAGCAAAUGUGGAGAAUGCAAAGGUCAUGUUUGCACCCAGCCCAAAGUAUACCGGUUUGGUGGAUGAACCGCCACGCUACAUGGGCGAGGGAUUUGUCGUUAUGAUGUGUAAUCAAAUGGAAUUGUAUUUUUAUAUGGACGAACCGGGUUUGGUACCAGAAGAACCGGUAACAAUUAUUCUGGCCAAUGGUGAUGUCGUCGAACCGUCGCCGCCCGUUUGGGGUAUCAAUAUAAAGUGUUUGAAAGGCACGGAUUUUAGCUAUGGUCCAUGGGCGGAUCGUCAACGUGAUCAUCUCUUCAAAUUUUUCUAUCCACCCGAUUGGCAAGAGAUGGUAGUUACACCGACACCCAAGCCGGGUGAGUUGCGCAGCUACCAAUCAUUCGAUGUUACGCUUUGUGUGCUGAGUGAAGCCACAAUUGAUAUACUCUUUUCGAAGGAUAAAGAAACAAACGCCAUGCACAUUACCGUGGGACCAGCCUCAUACGUGGAGUUGACCAUACCGUGGGUAACACACGUUGAUGGCUACACUUCGAAAAUUCAAGGCCAACUGUUUCAUGUCGAGGCCACCACUUCACUGCAGUACCGCAGUUUAGCCGAGUUGGAGUCACUCGAAUAUAAAGUGCGCAUACACUACCCAACUCUCUGGAACGCGCCGCAGGACUGGAGCAUCGCUUUAACUGGUUGCAAAGCGACUGCUUUCAUUGUUUACAAACAUAAGUGCUUCUUUCAGGAUCUCAUCGAGGAUUGGGCUAGCAAAGCCAGACCCGACAUUUUAACCUUUGUACCAUACACAUGUAAAUUCAACAUACUUUUGAAUGAAUUUGAAAUUUUAAUGCUUUGCAACGAGUACAAUUGGAUCGAUUGUUCGAGUGCGAAUCAGGAGAACAAUCAUUUGGCGUUCUGUGGCGACGUAUUCGAUAUGAGCUUCGCGCUGCCAUUCGAUGAUUUCCUGCCAAAAACAGUAACGCUCAAAUUUUGGAUACAUGGCGAAGGCUUAGAUUUGAGUUUGUAUGUGCCAGAGGUAUCUUCAGCGCGUCCCAUUGUUUUAGCUAUCGAUGAAAACGCGCGACUUUUGACACGCGGUGGUCGGGUAAAAACCCGUCCGGAAUUGUAUACGAAAAAGUGGCGUAAAAUAUGCCAACGCAGCGCUGGUUGGAUAGACUGUUGGACUGUGCCGAUCGUAGCACUAUCAAUACAGUAUGUUUACCAUCCUGUGCCACCGUUGGGUCCCGAUCCACAAGCCGAUAUCACUACGCCUGAAAAGGAAGAGAUUCUACUGAGUCCAAUGCGCAUACCUAAAAUACGAAAGUCGCCUGUAUCCUCUUGGCAAAAACCCGAGCAGCACAAAUUCGAACCAAGCACCCUACCAGCUGAUCAGGUUACCGUCGAAUUGGAGAUUGGCUCUUCGGUACUGAUGUGUUACGGCAACGUGUUACGCAACUUUAUAAAUUUGAAAGAAAACAUAUUUGGCGAAGAUCAAAACUUCACCGACAUGGAACAGUCCAAUGUUAAUUUGAAGGAGAGCACCUCAACCAGCACUACAACAAAUCCGAAAGAUCAGUUGCUGUCGAAAGAUAAAGACAUUGCCACAAAGUCCAUUUCGGAGGUGACUGUACCAGAGGAGAAGCAAAAGCCAUUCGAUCCACGUCUAUAUCGCCCCUUGGAAGUGAUAGUUUCACUGAUCAUACACGACAUACAAGCGCAUGUGAUGAAGAAUUGCAAUGAGAACGAUCCGCCAUGCCCAGUGGUUUUGAUUGAACGCUUCGGUUUCGAGAUGAAUAAACGCUUUCAUGAAACCACGCUACAAGUUUUGGUUAGUCCCUCUUAUUUGAUCACUUCGGAUCUGGUAGUGCGUCCGAAUCGCGAUAAGCAUAUAAAUCAGGGGCACUUAUUGCUCUCAGCGGUGCAGGUACGCGGCCAUGCGAUGUUUAGUAACGAAGGUUGCGCACUGGACGAAGACACCUUGGAGUAUUCGUGGCUAAUUGAAGUGCAGCUAGGAAAGUUGUCAGGAAAGCUUACGUUACCACAGCUUUGCAAUAUUGUUGUUGGCUUGGAGACCUUGGUAUUGCUGGCAGUGGAUCCGGAAAAUUGCUUGAAAUCUCCAAAAACCGUACGUAAUUGUCAUCACGGCGUGCCCAGCAACCAAUGUCCUCACACCAAGGAGGAGAAUAAAUAUAAAUGCCCUUCAGCUGAAGACAUCAAAUAUAAAAUGACCCGUGUGUCUAUAGAUGCAGUAGAUGUGUAUCUAAUUGAGAGCGGCACCGCUUUGCAUGCGUGGGUGUCUCCCAUUCGUUUGGCUAACUGCAAUUUGCAUGGCCAGCGUGUUAAGUCUGGCAUCUCCGGCUUGCUACCGUCUAUACUGUUACGUCUCUUCAUGCAUAACGGCAGUUCUUACUCGAACCUCACCAACUCUUACAACACCAACACCACUGGCAGCAAUCGUUCGGGAAAAAUGCGUCGCUCCGAACAGGAUUCCAUAAAAUCCGAGUCACAAGCCCAACAGCAUAUUGGCAAGCCGAAACGAAGCUCAAACUCAUUUUCGCAACGUCGCGAUUCACGUGAAGAGAACAAUAGAAAGUUGCGCGACAGUUUCUCGGAGAGUAAACGUGCGUAUGAGACUGAGUUUUUCGAGAACUGGGUCGAGGUUGGUUGCACUUCGUUGGGACCGAUACUGCUUGAGGGUGCGUCGGCAUUGCCCAUCCCUGAUCAUAAGUUGCAUAUCGUGCAACACAACUUUUUGCGCGAACACGAUGCCAAAUACAAGCGCUUAUGGUUUUUGUGGUCUACAAACAAUAGUAAUACUGCGCCUGCGCCUCCACCCUCCACCGGCACGGAGAUCUCACGCUGCGGCUGCAUAGGCGGCUGCGCGUUCUUCGGCAGCAAUCGUAACGGCUUGAAAUUUUUUAAACCCUCCGCACAAGACAUACCGGACAACUACAACAUAGCACGUUAUUACAUAAUCAACAACAACAAGGAUUAUGGUUUUGGCGAAAGCAUACUACAUCAAGGUCAAUUGGUGUUCCACACGCCACCCUACAGUUUGCAUUCGGUUUCGCUGCACGACAGUAACGAUUUCAACGGUAAAGGCAAACAUUAUCGCCCAAACGUAGAGCUGCGUAACGGCAGCCUCAAGAAAUCGGAGUUGGGCAGCAAGGAAGUGGGUGGAAAGCUAAAAAUAAGCAAUGCCAUCGAAAUACCCGACAUUAGUGGGCGCAAGUCGCGCGAGAGCAUCGGCUCGCCAAACACGCUUGAGCGACGCAAUAAGCGUUAUUCGUACACCACAAAUAGCAGGCAAACCUCUGUUGAGGUGCCGUAUGCGCGCCUUUUGGAUAGCCCCUCCAAGAAGGUGCUGCGUCAGGACUCAAAUGAAUCACAGCUACAGGUGGCAUUUCGGCGUGGCUCCGAUACAGCCAAAUCGCAGUCGCAAAACAACACACUACGCGUUUCACCACCAAAAACGAGCAUAUCCGAUUCGCGCUUAACCGGCGAAGCAGAUGUAGAAGACGAGUUGGAGAUUCCCGAUGAAAUGUCGCACUCGGCGCCGCACUCACAUCCGCUCGAAUUUGAAAUCGCCGAUUUGCCAUUGCCGAUGCAGCAGUACGGCGAAACAGCGCUUACCAAUGGCGCUGAUCACCUGACGCGCGAAGUGCAGCGCACGAUAUCAUUGACUUCGGAGAAUCCCUCCGAGAUGUUCUUCUCAGCCGAGGAGGAUAUAUCGAAUAUGAUGUCGCAAGGUGGCUCCAUUAAAAACCGCAACGGUUCCAUAGUCUUCUCCGGCAAGAAACGGUUUUCGUCUGAUUUAAGCAUUGGCGCGCAAAAUGAAAAUGCUGGCCUCACGCUCUCCACCUACCGCAGCGACUUGGAAAUACAUGCACCGGAAUCCAAAACCCUACCGAAGCGUCCACAAAGCACCACCGAAUUGAACGAAGACGUGAGACGUAUUCAUGGUCUUGCCACACCAAUCAGAAAACUAUCAAAUAUUUCAUCAAGACCUGAGUAUCGACAUUUUAUUCAUGAUGUUGAUUCUCGUGGUUCUUCGUCCGGCACACCAUCGCUCUCAUCUAACUCCUUCAUCUCGGCCAUGUCCUCGCAAGAAGAUGUCGCGUUGGUCAAUUUGCAUCAACAAGUGAAUCGUCCCAUCAUCGAUUCACCGCUACUGAUGGCCAGCUAUUUAAAUCAUUUGUCGCAGGUGAAAUGCUUUAAUUGGACGGCAUGUUCAUUUCCAUCGGGUCCGGAUGUGUUCUCCACGCCUAUGUUCCACGAAAACGAAGAUGGCGGGCUCACGUACAUAGGCAGCAAAAUGUUACCACACUUCGAUUUGUAUGCGAGCUGGCGUGAGAUCAAAGUGGUGCCCCGUUAUGAAAAUGCCACCGGCAGCAACAGUUCGGCCACAUUUAUGGGCGGUCCGAAGUCGCAUCCAUGGGAUCCCAGCGUGCUUUUGAAAGAGGAGGAGAGCGACAAGACCACUAAUGGUUUCGAUGAUGGCGAAUUUAUGAGCUUACAAGCGGAGGGUGCAGCCUGCACUUCUGUGGUGGCACGUCUCAAGGGUCAGGUUAAUGUCUUUCUAACACCACUAAUGCUCGAAGGUUUGCAGCGCAUGGUGGAAGCCAGUAUACCUACGAUAUCUUCACUGCAUUUGCUAUCCGUCGUCAAUCAUAUACACGCCUCGUGUAUUGCAAAAGUGCAGAAUGAUAAUAUACUCAAACGGGAUCAAAGUUUGAGUUACUGGUCGCAGGUGCAUUCGAAUUCGAAGCGCUCAACAACUGAGCGUAAUCUACAAGGUCCUGGGGACUCAUUUCUCAGUGAUGUCUACGAAGAGAGCAUAUCGACAAAGACCCAGGGACUGAUUGUACUACCGAAGAUUAGCAUCACAAUGCUACAAUCUUCCAUAAUUGAAGAAGUCAUCUCGGUCGCUGCGUUGGAUAAUGUACAGGAUCUCAGUUGUGUUUCGUUGUUGACCUUCUACAUUGAAGGCGUUUCGACCAAGUUUCAUUUGGGUAAAACGACACGCGCUUCCAUGCACAACGUAUACAUACAACAAACUGUGCAAUCGGGCAAUAGCCAAAAGAAAGGAGGCAUCAUGAAGGGCACACGUGCACUCUUAGCGCACUUGUCUUCACAAACGCGCCCAGACAAUAUACAGGGUGAGCCCAUACUCAUCGAAACAUCCGAAAAACAACUGGAGGAAUUGGUAAUAACACUUGACGUGGGUCGGGCACAUGUGCAAUUGCGCCGACUCAAAACCGAAUCGAGUUGUGGUCAAGAGUCGCCUAUAAUUGUCACCGCCAUACCCGAACAUAAAAGUAAAGUCCUAUUUGAAUUGCUUAAGAUGCCCGAAAGUACGACUGGGAUUGAAGGUAUUGGCUAUAUAAUGUUUGAAUGCGGCCUAGAGGGUGUGGGUGUCAAGAUUGUGAAGCGUUCACAUUUCGAGAAGUCUGAGAAUACUAAAGAAGAUCUGGCUGAGAUUGCCGAAGGUGCCACCGAGGCAGCACGUGGUGUAAACAUAAGCGAUUUGGUGGGCAGCGUGAAUGCAGACGUCGGCACGACCUCGAAAGCCGAAGCAGCUUGGCGCUUAAUUACUAAAAAGCCGCCGACACCUAAAACGCCAAAGGAAAAAUUCCAAACAGCUUUGGAAAGUAUAAUUGUACACGAACGCACAGAGAGUAUGAGCGAGGGGCGUAAAACCAACACAAAGGUGCAAGCCGAGGAAGAUAUUGAGAAGGGUAAAAACGGUGGUAAAGACAAUAACCUCGAAAAGAAGACGCCAAAUGUGAAGGAAACGGAAAAAAAUUCUUCGUGUGUAAUUGAGUUGAAAUCCGUUUGGUUCAAUUUCGCAGCGCCACCUUGCGUACCCAUUACAAGAAAAAUUGAUUUAACCCGACUCGAUUGGAAUCUCUUGAGCACCGCAUCCCCUGCUAUCACCGCAUGGAUGAAUCCCAGCAACCGUUUGGCCAUAAAGAUUGUGUCGCUUAUGCGCGCUCUGCACACACGGCAGACAGCCAUAGCGGCUUGCCUAAUGGCGGAUGCCCUGGAUAAUGAAAAAAUUAAGCGCAGUCCGAAAAUUAAAAAGAGUCGCUACGCCAAUAAUUACACAUUGCUAUCGAAAACUUUACAAGAGGAUCCCAGUUGUCAGCUUUGUUACAUAAUGCAAAAACUGGUGUUGGACGAGGGCGUCCAAAGGGUGGAGCAAAUAUUCAAACAAAGCGAUGUGCCACAUUUAAACACUUUGCGACAGGGUGUCAUUGUGCUAAGCCGUCAGUGGAAGAAUACGCUCUAUAAUCCCAUACUUUUUGAGCAUCAAUACAAGAAUAAAUUGGCACGUCCCAUAAAUGUGACAUUCUCGUUUCCGCAACAGGAGGAGGAAUGCGAUGAUGCGGAAUGUGAAGGUGAAGCCGAUAUGGGUGUCUAUGCGGCAGGCGUCGAUAAUCCCGAAGAGAGUGAGAAUGCUUUAUUACUUGGGCAAACACAGCAUCAUCGAAAUCAUAUUGAUAAUUCACAAUUUGGCAUGGGCUUUGCCAAUGAGGCGUCGCUGCAUGGCGCUGCGCAAAGAUCAAACUCAGCUUCGCCCAACAUACAUUCGACACGAAAAGGCAAAGCACAUAGCAAAUGUUCGAAUAUUUCACAUGGAAAUUCAUCUCGUUCCAGCAUACAAAUGCUGCCGAUUAUUUCUGGACUAGUGGAAAAGCAGGUGCCGGAAUUCGAGUAUGGUGCAUUGCAGGAGGGUUCAUUGAGUUCUAGCAAUUCGGUAAAUAAAUUUUGGCUCGGUCCGGAAAAUCAAAAAGAGGACUUGUACUUUUGGAUGGCCAAGCAGCAGGAGAAUAAAAAGAAAGAAAAUUCUGUUGAGCCGGAAAUAAUACGGCCGGCACCGGUGAAAUUACCAGGCGCUGGUCAAAUGCGCGGUGGCAUUUUGCAGGACUCAAUAAAACUGCUCGAUGCGCAUUUGAUUUUCGAACCAUUGCUCACAUGCUUGGGUGUAAUGCCGCAGCAGAUGGUGAACAAAUUCGCAAAUGCGGACAUUUCAUCCUUGGAGAAUUUCGGCACCAAUCUUUCACUCAUCGGCACCUUCGACUCCAUACGUGUUGAUAUUGUUGUAAGCGAGGCUGGUGACAAGAAGAAUAAAUGCGCCAAAAUAAAUAAGAAGGCAAAUGGACGGCAAUCAAUCAUGAUGGAUACUCCUUUGUUUUUGUGUGAACGCGUCGGGGUUGAGUUGGAGGUGUUGAAGAAAUCCGAUGGUAUGGUCGAUCAGGCGCGUCAAAAUGUUAUUUAUAUGUCUCGACGACAAUUGAAAAAACAUACCAGCACCGUUAUCAACUUGAGCCUCAAUAUACGUUACAUAUCACAGCAGGUCAAUAUGCCACUACUACGUCUCCUACAUCAAAUUACAAACAUGUACCAGAACGUUAAGGAAGCGCAAAAUGAGUUCCAUCAGCAGCCGGAUUUGGUUAGGAAAUCACAUGCGAAAGAUGAAUGUAGCUUAGCUUCCGAACCCAAUGACAUUGUCGGUUUUGGUUCAGUAUCCGAUCGCUUUGCACAUACUGAAAACUCUUCUGAUGAGCGUUAUGACAAAUUCAAUGAAAUGAUAUCCAUGACACAUCCGAUCGGUGGCAGAGUGCGCCCAAGUGGCAUUGGUCCCUUAAUACAACUGACACCCUCGCCAAAUGCGCGCAAUCGACCCUCAAGUUUUGCGCAAAAACUACGCUCAACUGGCAAAUCGGUUAAAGGAAAGCUAGGCUACACAAAUUUAAAUGAGACCAGUUCCUCGCCUUUACGUGACAGCCCUACCACCUCUGUGAGCGAGCAGCACAUGUUCAAACUAUCACUGGAGUCCAAAGCCUCCCUUAAUGGCGUUUGCGCCACCAGCGUUAGUGGUGAUUACAACACAAUUACCAAAAACGGGUUUGAUGGCAUACAGCCACUGCUACAAACGCCCAACUGCUGGAAAACGAUUUACAACUUGCUGGAACUAUAUGGUACAAUGCCCGAAACGAAGACCGUGCAGCGCAGCUCCAUGUCUAAUGAGGUGCAUGAUGCUGCCAAGUAUGGUGUGAAGAAAACGCCUGUCGGUGGAUUUAUGCGGCAAGAUACACGCAACGAUGACGAUGAUGCCACGAGCGCGCCAACGCCAUUGCCGCAGCAUCGUGAGCUUGUUGAGACCUUAUCGCAGGAAAAGACACGUUUGGUGGUGUUCGCCGUUGCGAAAAUUCAUAAGACACGCUUAAUGGCGACACUGAGCGGCUUAAAACUGGAAGCUGAAAUCACCACUUUGAACGGCAGCGCCACCUGGCGUAAAAAAGCACGUCCCGUCUCACUGGAGUGCUCAAUAACUGGUCAAGUAGGCCGCACCAUGAUCGUGUUACUAGAAGGUGUUGCACCAAAUCAACAAACUGUCGUUAAAGUAACUGUGGGAAAAUGUCAGACACUGUACUCUAGCUUGACCAAGCGCGGCAAAGAUAAGAAUAGUGGUUUGCUUUCCAUCGGUCCGGUAAAUAUUGAAAUACCGCAACAUCCCGUCGCAUUGCAUGGCAUGAUGACUCGUAGCUCGAAGCAGCUCAGCUCGACACUACAAGAGUUGCGUGUCGGCCGCAAUUCCGGUCGUUCGGCUUCGCGAGCACACAAUCCCGAAGAACCAGAGUCGCCAUAUCACUCACGCAGCGCUGGCAAAAGCGUCGAUGCCAAAGAGAAGACGCAUCCCCAGCAACCCAACAAGAAACCACCACCACAAUACAAAUUGCCACCGCAACAGAAUGGUCUGCUCCAACCGUUGGUCAUGCAAUUCAAUAUUCUGCUCCACAGUUUAUCCAUAAAUGCAGCUCUCUUACCUUCGUUACAAGCGCAGUAUCGCAUGAAUUGUGUUAGUUCGACCGGUGUGACAGGCAAUCGUGCGAAAUUCGUCAUUGACUUGCCGACACACACGCUCAGCUUCAAUACAAAGAUACAGGUGCGGAAUGAGAUGAACUUGCCAUCGGAGGCCUGCAUCGCGUUGCCACCAGUACAUGUUAGCGCGGAAUACAUACCAGAGCAUCGACAGGAGGAAAACGAACGCGUUGAGGGCAUUGUUUUGCGUCGCGGUGGUUAUGUGAAUGCAUCAGCCGAGAUUGGUGAAUUUGAACGUUGCUUGACCACAGAUCUGCUAAAUCAUCUAGUAUUUGUGCAGAAGGUUUUCAUGCGUGAAAUAAAUGAAGUACUGCAGAAAGUUUACGGCGGCGAGAAGCCUGUGCCGCUUUGGUCCGAAGACAGUGGCGAUACGGCCAGCGUACAGGAGUCGUCACUUAAGCGUAUACUCUUUUCGAUCAAUAUUUCGAUGAAACGCAUACAGUUGACAGCUACAACGCCCUGCUCAUCAGCUGUACGCUUUGAGACCGGUACGCUGGAGCUGCAUUUGUCCAAUCGUGUAAAGAAUCUGGGCGAAGGCAAUGAUCGUAAAAUGUUUGGCAAGGCACACAUCGAUUUUAAUCUCUCACUUGGCCAAAUUAUACGUAAUGUAAUCUUCGAUGAAGCCGAGCCGGAGUUUCAACAAUAUGCAUUCUUUCACACUACGAUCGGUUUGCGUAAUGCUUUCCAAGAUGAGCUCCUAAAUGAGGACAAAGAAUUGGUGCUACUAAAACUGAAGCGUCCAUUACUUUACAUACAACCGAUUGCCGUAGACAAAGCCAUUCUGGUUUGGUUGAACUACAAGAACGCCUACGAAUACUGGGCAGAGAAACGCGCCAAUUUGAAUUACGACAGCUCACAGGCUUUUGACCGCGUGGCCUUUGGGCAGAUCAGCAACAUUGCCGCUUCCAACUUGUCCACCUUAUUCUUGCAGUUGACUGUAGAGGAUAUGGGCAUAUGCGUGCCACUAAAUCAACCGGCUAACCCUUGGAGUACACGCUCUUACCAUGACUUUGAAAGCAAGGGCGCAGUAGUUAUUACUCUGGAAAACACGAUAAUAUCUGCAUGCAACUCUGGGUCAUUAGUCUCCAAAGGCAAAUUUCAAGGCUUGUGUCUGCGCUUUGCCGACGACUUUGAAACUACACUUGAUGAUUGGAAACCAAAUGUAAAUGAGCCCAUAAUGAAUGUGUGUGUUGUCUCGGAGGGUACAUAUGAGGUUUGCUCGCGUACCACUGCCGCCAAGAAGAUGGAAAAUGCUAAGUGGUUGCUCAAUGUGAAAUGGCAAAUGGAAGGUGUUGACAUACAUCUCGAUAUAAAUAUUGGCAAGCAACUUUCCUCACUUGGUCACACACUAACAAUGUUGACCGGUUUUGAGGAGGAAGAGACUAACAUGGAAUCACCGGACAGUGACGAGGGCGAUCACAGCUGCCGUGAUACCUAUGUGCGCCGACGUGAAUUUGAUAAUCUGCCAUCGUUCGUGUUCGAUCCGACCAUCGAUUCGAAGAAGCGUUCAUUCAUGAUGGAAAAAGAGAUGGCGGAACAACUGAAAAUCAUCAAUGACUUGCGCACAUUGGGAGCAUCGCAUAAUACAGUUGCGCAUGAGGAGCGUCGUUUGCAAGAGUUACAAGCGAUUUGUUACAAAUAUUUUCGUCGUGAUAUGAUACAGAAAUGGAAACGCCCAUCACUGCGACGACCCAUGAAAACGUCCAGUCGCUCAUAUUCGUUCAUAGGUGCUUCAACGAAUCGCGAACCAACAGAAGAUACUCUUAUGCCCGGUCCAUAUACGGGUCGUCGCUUAGAUCCGAUAGCUUCGAAUGAUGAGAUAUCCAGUUUGCAGAGUACGCCAGUUUCUGGUCAUUCGCGCAGCGCUUCGUUGAAAACAUGUCCGGCUAAUCGUGUGACCUUCUCCGAAUCGAUGCGUCAGACCUCGUUGCCCAAUGCUGACACGGACAGUGAAGAUAUUGAUUGGCGCACACAGGAAGGUCACGGCGAAUCGACGCCAAGUGAAAUGGAUAUUGACGGCACUUCAGUGGAAAUGCGUAAAAAGCAUGGCUACCAACAGAAACAGCAAGAACCCAAUAUCGAUUUCGAGCUUGACAUUAAGGUGCUCGUUAAUUCGGGCAAGUGUGUGCUGCACACCAAAGAAACUACCGAAGAUCGUAUGCAAUUAAGUGGAUCAAACACUGGAAAGACUCACAAGCGUGAGCGCAGCCUCGGCAAUGACUGGGGUAGUCCGACGCCAUCGCGGCGUCAACGUGAUAAGAGCAAAUUGCGCUACAACACAUCGAGCAAUGCAAUGCUCUCCGAUCUCACAAUUUUUCAUAUUCCCGGCUUGGAUGUCAAAUUACACUAUCAGUCGCGCACAGUGACCGAUUUUACGGAGAAUACACGCAGCAUGAGCAACGACAGCCAUCAUUCAACGGCUCGUCGUUUGGGCAACAAGAGAGCGUCACUGUUUGCGUGGAUGACGCUGCAAAGCAUACCGGAGGAGACAAUUAUCUCGCCACACAUUUUGGAAUUCCUUGAGCAGACUUUGGAGCCUAUACCAACAAAGACACCGGAUCUAAGUGGCGCCCAAACACCUUCAGCGAAUCCCGUGAACUUGGAUAUACUGCCCACGAACUAUGUCACAUAUGCGUCGUUCCCCGUGGAUGUUAUUGUUUACUUCCACAUGCAACCAUCCACCUUCCGCUUCUCUUGCUUGCCCGUGUCGCGUGUGGAAUGCAUGCUGCAGUUACCCAGUUUGGAUAUUGUGUUCAGUUCUAAACGUUCGGGUGAUGAAGAGCCAGCAGGUCAACAGGAACACACUUUAGAUAAAUCUACAUCGGAAAAGGACAAAAAGCCGACAGGUGGCUUGAGUGUUACCGGAUGUCUGGCGGAUUUCAAUGUCUACAUCUUCCAUCCUUACGGUGGCAAAAAGACCAAUGUAAAAGAGGCGCAGUUUUCACCACUCUCGGAUAGCGAGCGGAAGGAUUCGUUGAGCAUAAAUGUGGAAUUUGUGAAGUUCCAAUUAACACGUUGCCGCAAGAUUUACGUCGAGCCCGCUGUGAUGAGCAAACGUUCUGUGGAUCAAUCGCGCGCAGUCAUAAGGUUUUCUACUAUUGUUGACAUUGGCAGCGCUUCAUUUAAAUAUGACAUGCGUCGCCUAACCGAAAUUCUCGCCUUUCCAAAAGCUUGGUAUCGUCGGCGCAUAGUACGACGACUCUUUCUUGGCGAUUUGAGCAUGCAACAUAUGGCCGGCACAGAGCCUGCCACACCCACUGGCACACCAUCUACACCCAAGGAAGCUUUCAAGAUGCCCGGUUACGAGUGUACCAAGUCACCGGCAGAGGCAUUUUACGGCAAGGAUAAAAUGCGUUUGGACUUCGACUCGCAAUCAUCACCACCGCAGCAGGCACCACACUCGGGCGCGGUACGCAAGUUACGCACAUUAGGUAAGUCCUCCAGCGCAGACUCGUCAAGCACACCUCCUUCGGAGAAGAACCAGAUAACCGCUUGGGAAACGCUCGUACUAUUUGCGGUGAAUUUCACCAAAUUGAAUGUACAGAUGAAUAUGGGCAACGUAAUGGGUAAUGUGGUGUGGCUAACCAAAGAUUUCCAGUCGGAUGGCAGGCUCUCUAUUGGCAGUACUGGCUACAAAAAUAUGUACAUUGGCAUAUAUCUAGGUGGAUCUUCACUGGACGCCAAAGGCGGCAUAGUCGGUGGUAGCUUUGAAGUGAAUAAAAUCAAUACGCGAUUUCAUAUUAAGGAGGAAUCCGGUGUGGAACCUUACCAUACCAUACGUUUGAGUUUUAUGGCUUUGGAGCUACGCCUCGACUAUAUGGGUACAUCGGUAUUAAUGAUGCGCAUUAGUUCGUUUUCGGCAGCGAUGAAGGACGAAUGGAAGACCUCUAUAAAUGCGUUGUCCACCACAGACUAUGGCGGCAGCGUGAUAACUGUAGGUGGCCACACCACCAAACCGCGUGCUAUAAUCUUCAUACAUGGCGACUUGUCAUGGGAUCAGCUGCAAAUAAUGAUUUCGCAAUCGACCACUGCUGACUUACUGAAGAUGUAUUACAAGCUGGAAGAAUUUUUCACGCAACAAUUCAAAUCGUCGAAACGCGUAUUUUCCAGUCUCGAGCCGCGCCUGCACGAGCGCAACGCCAGCAUGAAACGACGUCAGAAUCGCGACAAAAAGAAGGCGACAACCAACGGUACCGUUGAUACCGCCGCCGCCGCCAAUGCGGCUGACAUCAGCAACACAGAUGCACGCCAUCACCGUCAUUGGCAAAAGCCGCUCGAGCAGGCCAUCGGUCUCGUGGUACCCACUUUGGUGACACGUCUGCCACGCAACGGCAAUGUGCUCGGUGGCACUGUGGAACUGCAUGGCAACAACAUCUCAUUAGCCUGCUUCCAUGGCUUAAACUUCAAGUCGAAGUCGUGGGCACUGUUUAGUUUGAAAUCACCCUCCAUCAAUUUCGCCACAGAAGCGCAUCAGGCACAUGACACACAUGAUGUCUUCGUAACGCAGACGCUCACUUCUUGCUUGGGACAGACCACUGAGGUGCAACAGCAAAACCACUCCAUGGCAAUUGUCAGCAGAAUUUCACGUACCAUCAUCUUCCCACCACAAUUCAAAACGCUCAACGAGUGGUUCCACUACGCGUUCGCUAACAGUGAAAUUGAUUCUGUAGAUCGUUUUCCGAUAUUGGAACGUGAUCGUGAAAUUGCCUCCAACUCCAUCGAGCGAACACGUGCCGCAGGUGCCAGUGCAAGCAAUACUUCAAAGACGCAGGAGCACAAUCACAAUCGGGAGGUGAUAUUUGCAUUGCCCAGCUUGCAACUGAAUUUCAAGACUGAACACAGACAAGGAGCAUCCACACCGGAACCCACAGAAACUAAGCCAGAGGUGCUCUGCAGUUUCAUAACCGAGUUUGAUGACCAUAUUUUCGUGACUGUAGAUGCAGAUGCCUUCUUCUUCCUGCAUGAUUUGAUAACUUCGUAUGUUAAGGAGAAGGAGAGAGUGCAGAUCGGUGGACAGUCGGUACGUGCUGCCUCGCCAAAUCUUUCACAGAAUCUAAAGAGUCAACUGAAACCAUAUGUAACCGACGAAAUACUCAAAGAUGCCAAUAUGGCAUCCUCGUCUUCCGCGAGUAAUAAUUCCUCUACGAAUGCUGUUACGAUCAGUAACACGUCUAUUAACGCUUCGAGCACUACAUUGGAUCAGAGCAGCAGCAGCUUGAAUGCCAACAGCAACAGCAAAACGAAUAUAGCUUCCGCUUUUAAUGUGGAAAAGAAGGAUGGCAACAUACUAGCGUCGCCAACGCCGUCAACAUCAGCCGCCGCAGCCACAACUCUGACAUCACCCACUGGCAGUAACUCUGGCACGACAACGUCCGCAACGUUAAAUGGCCCCGGCAUAAAUGGUAAAUCUAUAGAUUUGGAGUCAUUUGUGCGCGACUGGCGACAUUUUGAGUGCCAGACUUGGCAUCUGGAACCGACUGUGCGGCUGCUUUCGUGGGCUGGCAAAUCCAUUGAGCCAUACGGCAUUGACUACAUAUUGAAUAAGCUCGGUUUCGCGCACGCGCGCACUACCAUCCCUAAGUGGCUGCAGCGCGGCUUCAUGGACCCGCUAGAUAAGGUGCAAGCGCUCAUGAUGCUACAACUGCUGACAAUGGUGCGUGAAAAUAAAGUGGAGAACUCGCCAAAAUCGAAAACGUCAAACUAAUUUACUCUAACUUAAAUAUAAUUAAUUGCAAUUUAGGCAUUGUUUAUAGCGAAAUAGGUUAAAUUUGAAUGAAUGGACUUAAGACGAUAUAGCAGGAUUUAUAAACGCUAUUUAAUGUUUGGUGUGAUGCAUUAUCGGCAGCGCUUAGUAGGUGCUUGUGUGAGCGGCGUUUCACCAUUACGUAAUUAUGUAAAUUAUGCAAUACUCGAAGUAUUAUUGAAAGUGUAAUAUUUUUCUUAAUCAUUUUCGUAUAUUUCUUAUUUUGUUGAAAGUUGGUAGAAAGUUAAGCGAAUUGUUGAUUAUUUUUUCCAAAACUGGAAUGUGGACGUAAAAUUUUAAUGCAAUUACAGCUAAUUGAUAGUAAUUAAUAAAUAUACAUGUGUCAUUAAAUAAAAUAAAUAAACCAAUAUCUGCUUAUGCAUGUGACAAAUACAUACUGUA
Messenger RNA from Bactrocera latifrons, 16331 nucleotides. RefSeq lists its product as uncharacterized. The transcript has 39 exons. Bases 507 to 15890 code for a protein of 5127 amino acids. Lineage: Eukaryota; Metazoa; Arthropoda; Insecta; Diptera; Tephritidae. Gene Ontology annotation, biological process: synaptic vesicle endocytosis. The record is from RefSeq and is a predicted model, not a curated record.